Salvia hispanica is the source of this 1887-nucleotide messenger RNA. RefSeq names its product putative acyl-activating enzyme 4. Lineage: Eukaryota; Viridiplantae; Streptophyta; Magnoliopsida; Lamiales; Lamiaceae. The record is from RefSeq and is a predicted model, not a curated record.
UCGCGCACACACCCCUUAACUUGAGGCAAUUUUCUUCUUCUCCAUCCUUCCACCAAUUCAUGCCGUUUAUUCCAUGCCCGCCGCGGCCACUCAAACAGCGUACAAUCCAUGCUUCAAUAACACCGCCUCACCUCUCCAACAACAACCCAUCUCCUCAAAAACUCGGCAACGUAAAAUCAACAUCAGCUGCAAACAAUCAAACUUCUCUGAGUCCUAUGCACUUUCUUGAUAGAGCCGUGGUCAUCUACGGCAACUGCCCUUCCAUUAUCCACAAAGACAUCACUCGCACGUGGUCCGAGACCCGCACCAGAUGCCUCAAACUCGCAUCCUCCAUCGCCGCCCUAGGCAUCACCCGCGGCGACGUCGUAUCAGUGGUGGCCCCCAACAUCCCCGCCACGUGCGAGCUCCACUUCGCCGUUCCCAUGGCCGGCGCCGUCCUCAACACCAUCAACACCCGCCUCGACACCAACAGCAUCUCCAACUUGCUCCGCCACUGCGACUCCAAGCUCGUGUUCGUCGACUCACAGUUCGCAUCUCUUGUCUGGGAAGCUGUGUCGCUGCUUCCGCCGCAUCUUCGCCGCCCUAUAUUAGUUCUCAUCGAAGACCAAGAAUAUAUCUACAGUGACAAUUCGUUUGAUCAUGAUUACGAAACCAUGGUGGAAAACGGUGACGCGGCGUUCGAGUGGGUCCGGCCCCGCAGCGAGUGGGACCCGAUCGCGCUGAACUACACCUCCGGCACGACUGCCGCGCCCAAGGGGGUGGUGCACAGCCAUCGCAGCGCGUUUCUGCAGUCGGUGAACACAAUCUUGCAGUGCUGCAUGCCACAGCGGCCGGUGUUUCUUUGGACGGUGCCGAUGUUCCACUCCAACGGGUGGAGCUUCGCAUGGGGAAUGGCGGCGGUGGGAGGCGUCAACGUGUGCCUCCGCCGCGUGGAUGCGCCGUCUAUUCACCAGGCUCUGGAGGAGUAUGGAGUGACGCACAUGUGCGCCGCGCCGGUGGUGCUCAAUAUGUUGAGCAGUUACGCCGGGAACACGUUGACAGCUCCUGUCCAUGUCUUGACUGGCGGAGCGCCUCCGCCUACGGUGGUGCUAGAGCAGGCUGAGUCGUUGGGGUUUAUUGUGACUCACGGCUACGGGUUGACUGAGACGGGAGGCCUUGCUGUGAUGUGCACGUGGAAACAAGAAUGGGACCACCUGUCAGGGCCGGAGAGAGCAAGACUAAAGGCAAGACAAGGAGUGGGAUCUAUUUGCUCUGCCGAAGUGGACGUGGUGGACCCAUACACCGGCAGGAGCGUGGCCCGCGACAGCAAGACGAUUGGGGAGGUGGUGCUGAGAGGCGGCACAUUGAUGUUGGGAUAUCUGAAUGAUGAAGAGGGAACAUCGCAGUGCAUGAAAGAGAAUGGGUGGUUUUGGACAGGAGACAUGGGCGUGAUGCAUGAAGACGGCUACUUGGAAGUCAAGGAUAGGUCCAAAGAUAUCAUCAUCUGCGGCGGAGAGAAUGUCAGCAGCAUUGAGGUGGAGGCCGCUCUCUACAGUCACCCCGCCGUGCAUGAGGCGGCUGUGGUGGCUCGGCCAUGUAAGUACUGGGGCGAAACGCCGUGUGCGUUCGUGAGCUUGAAGGAGGCUCACGAGAAGCCAACGGAGAAGGAGAUAAGGGAAUGCUGUAAGAAGAGGAUGCCACUUUUCAUGGUGCCUAGGUUGGUGGUGUUCUUGCCCGAGCUGCCCAAGACGUCUACCGGAAAAGUCCAGAAAUUCUUACUCCGAGAUAUGGCUAAACAAAUCUGAUAAUUUUAUUGAUUACCCUUACUAUUUUAGUGUACUAUAGAAAUGAAUGAUGCUUUCUUCUAUGUACUUUUUCCUCAAUUUAUUUUAUUUUUGUUAUUUUGUA